This is a messenger RNA of Colletotrichum higginsianum IMI 349063, 1347 nucleotides long. RefSeq names its product Vacuolar protein sorting-associated protein 62. The record is from RefSeq and is a predicted model, not a curated record. Lineage: Eukaryota; Fungi; Ascomycota; Sordariomycetes; Glomerellales; Glomerellaceae. Bases 1 to 1347 code for a protein of 448 amino acids. The transcript is spliced from 5 exons.
AUGGCCGAUGCAUCACCUGCUUCCACGCGGGAAAUCUCACCCCGGAGCAUCAUCGUCUUGCUCAUCGGCCUUUCCGCAUGCUCCACCCGGGCGGAGCGGGAAACCGCCGAUCUCAGGUGUCCCGAAUACGUCACCCGGCACGCACCUCUCGUCUGGCUCCAUUCCUAUGACCGGUACAUGCCCAGCGACCUCUUGACGCACAUCCAGCACACAUCACCGGCGCUCGACGGGAGGCAAAUCCCAGAUCUCCCGGCCCUCGACCUGGACAACCUGGAGAUUCUCAAUUCCUUCGGCGACGAGGUGGCUCUCACGUCCAACGACGACCCUACCACCUAUCCACCAUGGCUCCUGGGCGCUUCCCCCGACGCGGAUGGCAGGAUUCACAAUGCCACGCCCUGCGUCGUGAUCCUCGUGGAGAAGAGCGAGAGCGACCUCGACGCAUUUUACUUUUACUUCUACUCGUACAACGAAGGUCCAAACGUCACCCAGGUCCUGGAGCCGUUCGACAGGUUGGUCAACGGCGGGAAGGCGGCAUCCGGGAUGCACUUUGGUGACCACAUCGGUGACUGGGAGCACAACAUGAUUCGCUUCCGGGACGGAAAGCCUACUGGCAUGUACUUUAGCCAACAUGUCGACGGCGAGUCGUACGGCUGGGAUGACGCGAAGCUGAGCAAGGUCGACGGGCGGCCGAUCGUUUACAGCGCGUGCGGUUCACACGCAAACUAUCCGACACCCGGAGACCAAAUUCACAACGCGGUGCUGAUAGACUACUGCGACGAGGGCAAGAGGUGGGACCCCGUCCUCUCGGCCUACUUCUACCGAUUCGACGCCGACUCCUUCACCCUGACGAGGCUGGACCCCCCCGAUGAAUCGUACCCCACGCCGCCACCGCCUUCGAACCUGACGUCCUUCUUCUACUACUCGGGCCGCUGGGGCGACACGUCGUACCCCGAUUCCGACCCUCGGCAGGAGACCGUGCCGAGGUUCAAGCUCAGACGGUUCCAGACGGGGCCCACCGGCCCACGGCACAAGCACCUCGUCCGCAAGGGCCUGAAGCCGGACCAGAGGCGGAAAAUGGGCUGGAUGGAGUGGGGCGUCGGCGUCUACAUGUCGCUGUACCCGUGCUGUCUGCGAGGGUGGAGGGCGUGGGUGUCGAUGGGUCUGGUCGGCGCGCUGGUGUCGGCGGCUGUCGUUGGCGUGGUCGUGGGUAUUAGACGGCACAGGACGAACAAGUAUAGACGGCUGCAAGCGGAAGAUAUACCAUUAGAUGAUUGGGCAUUAGAGGAUGAUGCGCUCCUGUCGUCGUCCGAGGACGAGGGAAGCCAGAAAGGGCAGAAGUGGUCAUAG